AUGAAGACACUACUCUAUAUCUUGUUUUUGGCAGGAGCUGCUGUCUCCCAGAAUAUAAUAGACCUUGGUAACAAAAACUGGACCUUGGCAGGCCUAAACAUCACAGUCCCUGGUUCUGUACCAUCCCAGGCACACCUGGAUCUCUUUGCAGCGGGUGCGAUUGGGGAUCCACUAUAUGGAGAAAAUGACACCGAGCUGCUCUGGGUUCAGAGAUCUAACUGGACUUACUCGGCUGUGAUUUUUAAUAUGAGCCAAACCGAGGAUUUUUCAACAUGGCUUAUAUUUGAUGGUCUUGACACCUUUGCCUCUAUCGAACUUUGUAAUCAAUUUGUUGGAAAUACAGACAACCAGUUCCGCCAAUGGUACUUCGAUGUAACCGACAUAGUUCGCUCAUGCAAAGAGGAGCCCAAAUUGAGUCUCAAUUUCGGGUCCGCGACCAAGAUCGUAAAAGAGAUAGCAGAAAAUGGUGACCACGGCGCCCCAACCGAAGAAUUCUGCUGCAAAGAAUACAUGCGUAAGGAGCAAUCUGACUUUGGCUGGGAUUGGGCCCCAAAGAUAUCACCUGCAGGAAUCUGGCAGCCGUCGCGGGUCGUGCAGCUGAAUGAUGCUUCACCUGUAUAUGUGCGAAAUGCUUUGAUUGAUAUAUUUCGGAAAGGUCAGAUGAACAAUAUCCCGCCCGAUCAGUCCCAGCCCUGGGUCUUCAAUGUGAGCCUUGAUUAUCUAGGCAUCUUGCCUCGGGAUUCCUCGCUGCGUGUCUUCUUGAAGGAUGCGAGCGGAAAAUUAAUAUUGGAUCAGCCUUUGGGCGAUAUUCAUCAAUCUACGAGAACGAUAGAGGGGAGUAUCGCUAUUGACCCAAGGUUGGUUGACCUUUGGUGGCCGACAGGGCUAGGAUCACAACCGCUCUACGAUGCCACUAUCAAGAUUAUUCAUGGCGAGAAAGCCAUUUCAGAAGUUCAUCGCAGAGUUGGAUUUCGAACUGUCGUUCUAAAUCUGCUACCGGUGACGGAAGAGCAGCAGGCUCGGGGUAUUGCGCCUGGCUCAAACUUUCACUUCGAAGUUAAUGGCCAUGAAUUUUAUGCCAAGGGCUCAAAUCUUGUUCCGCCUGACGUCUUUUGGCCAAGAGUGAACGAAACUAAGAUAAGAAACCUGUUUGAAGCCGUUGUUGUCGGGAAUCAAAACAUGCUGCGAGUAUGGUCAUCCGGUGCCUAUCUUCCUAGCUGGAUCUACGACAUUGCAGAUGAGAUGGGCAUCUUCCUGUGGUCUGAGUUUGAAUUCUCCGAUGCUGAAUAUCCCGCCAAUGCCAGCUAUCUGGCUCAAUAUCAGGAAGAGGCAACUUAUCAAGUCCGUCGCGUCAAUCACCAUCCAAGCCUUGCCCUCUGGGUCGGUGGCAACGAACUAGAGCAGAUCAUGUUAAGCUAUUUCUUUGAUCCUGAUAAUCCCGGGACUCUUCUGCGCGAAUACGAGCAUAUCUUUCUAGAAUUGCUCAUUGGGGCCGUUUACUCAAAUACAAAAUCGAUCAGCUACAUUCCGUCAUCCUCCACGAUGCCCCAGAUUCCACGAUAUCACAAUACUUCCGGGCCAGACUAUAUUUACGCCGAUACAGACACAUAUAACUAUGAUGCGAGCCAAGCCUUCAACCUGAGUUCCUAUCCAGUUGGUCGAUUUGCAACCGAAUUCGGAUUCAUCUCCAUGCCCUCGCUUCAUUCCUGGAAACAAGCAAUACCAGAUGACCAGCUCUCUAUGUUUUCAGAUAUGGUGAUUCAUCACAACCGACAUUAUCCCUUUGGAGGACCAGUGAAUGCUACUGAUCGAGAACUUUCGGUUAUAGGGCUCCAAGAGAUGACUGCUGCGGUACAAGAUUGGUAUCCAAUCCCAAAUAUGCAGGACAGCGUAGCAAACUUUAGUGCAUGGUGCUGGACAACUCAGGUCUUCCAAGCCGACUACUAUACCUCCGAAUUGGCCUUCUUUAGACGCGGUGCCGGGAUGCCACAGCACAAUCUCGGGUCGCUUUAUUGGCAACUUGAAGAUCUUUGGGCUGCACCCACAUGGUCCAGCAUCGAACCCGACGGUCGCUGGAAGGUGCUCUUUUAUCGUGCGAAAGACAUCUUCCAGCCCGUCAUCGGGCAUUCUUUCUACAACUCGACCACGGGUGAUCUGGAAGUCUGGGUCAUGUCCGACCUUUGGUCUCCAUUCAGUGGGACGGCGAAGCUGAGCUGGAUGGAUUGGAAUGGAAAACCUCUCUCUGGUUCGAGAAAGCCUGUAUCGAAGACGAUUCCGUUCACCGUUGGCGCCAUCAACUCGACUCUUGUAUUCAAGACAAAUCUUCGACAUGACUAUCUUGAUCUUGAUUUGUCAAAUACCCUCCUUCGAGUGAAUAUCUCCGAUGACGGUGUCACGUCCAACGAGUCCCCAAAGAAGACAAAUGCGCAUACAUCUUUCUUUCAUCCAGAGUCAUUGGCAAAGGCAAAGAUCGAAGACCCGGAGCUUCAGGUCUCCCGUUCUGCAGAAGGCCAUAAUUUCCGUGUUGAAGCUAACGGCGGAGUGGCUGCGUGGGUGUGGUUGGAUCAUCCACUUGGGGUGCAGGGCUAUUUCUCAGACAAUGGAUUCUGGCUGACCCCGGGUGAAAGCAAGAACGUCCAAUUUACAGUCAAGAUGGACUGGACAAAUGGAGAAUGGGCGGGUGGUGUUUUAGUUAGGAGUAUUUGGAAUAAUACUUUGACCAACUGA
Penicillium manginii is the source of this 2727-nucleotide messenger RNA. RefSeq names its product beta-mannosidase. Gene Ontology annotation, molecular function: beta-mannosidase activity. The record is from RefSeq and is a predicted model, not a curated record. NCBI's taxonomy places the organism in Eukaryota, Fungi, Ascomycota, Eurotiomycetes, Eurotiales, Aspergillaceae. The transcript is spliced from 11 exons. The coding region runs from base 1 to 2727 and encodes 908 amino acids. Gene Ontology annotation, biological process: glycoprotein catabolic process; carbohydrate metabolic process.